UCUAUGGUUCAUGGCAUCUACUUCACCUGUGUGACCAUGAGCGGGUUAAUGCUUCUGGCUGACAGCAGGACAGAGGGAGGAAAGGGAAGCUUAAAUGAGUGAGAGGCAGGGGGCAGAGAGAGGGAGGAGUGACAGAAUGAUAGAGGGAAUUAAUCCAACCUUUCCCAGACCUGAUUUGACUCGGUCGCAAACUGGCAUGUAAAAACAUUCACAGUGAAACCAACGCCAUGGAGAGAGAAGAGAGGAAUGACAUGUCUUUCCAAAGAAAGAGAAGUUUCACUUUCGGGGCAUAUGGAGGAGGGUGAGUGGUCUCAAAUUACGACUGAUAUGUUCAAGUCAAUUGAGUAGCUACAUGUACUGAAUGAUUAAUUACAUCAUUGUUUAGAUAGAGUUGAUCUUGUCUAUGUAAGAUGAUCCGCUUUCUUCUCCGAGUAGUUCUCACUUCCUUGUUUACAGUGUGGACAGAUUCACAUGUGGGGACGAGACGAGACCUGAAUCUGCAGAGGACAACAUACUGGACAUCCUGGACUCUCCUCCUAGUGACAGACAGCCUUUCCUCUCUGCGAGCAGCAACCAGAGGGACACAGAGCUGUUUGAAAUCAUUGAAAAGCUGCAGCAGGAUCGAUGAGCAGCGGUGUGCAUUCCCUCUUCCUCUGAAGUCUCAGCUUCUGACGAUAGGUGGAGACCUGCCGCUCAUCCUCUCUCCGAAGCUGGGGGGCUACUGGAUAGACCCCCCUCUGGAGAGGCUUGCAGAUGCGAGUCCCACCUCAUCCCAGCACGGCCUCGAGCCAGAGAGCUAUGACAUCAUGGAGAGAGACGGGGAGGCCAAAAUCUACCACGAGAUCUUCAGCUCGCGAUACCAUCACUCAUUCACAGCAGUGGAUCCAUCGCUGGGGCCUCUGGUUCUUUCCGUGCGUUUGGAGGAAGAGGAGAGCAAGCUGCGGGUGAUACUAAGGAUGAAGGAGUGCUCUCUGCACGCAGUUUUCUCUGUCUCUCUUUUCCCCAACAUCCCAUCUGCUGUUGAAUUAGCAAAGAUGCUCUGUGAGAGAGUGACUGUCUCAAAGUUUGAAGUCGUCAGCUACCUCAAGGCCCCAGAACUCAUAACUACAUUUGAUGAACACAGAGUGUCUCCUAAUUUCAAGUUUGGCAUUUUGUACCAAAAGAACGGGCAGUUCACCGAGGAAGACAUACUUAGUAACACUGAGGAAAGUGAAGAGUUUAAGGAGCUCCUUUCUAUUUUGGGAGAGACGGUUGGACUGCGAGGCUUCAGCGGGUUCAGAGGAGGACUGGAUGUGUGUCAUGGUCAGACAGGAAGUGAAGCCGUCUUCACUUCCUUUCAUGGCAGAGAAAUCAUGUUCCAUGUCGCAACUAAACUGCCUUUCACCGAGGGUGACGCGCAACAGUUACAGAGGAAAAGACACAUUGGCAAUGACAUUGUAGCUUUGGUCUACCAGGAGGGCCCAACCCCGUUUCUAUCUGAUGUUAUCAAGUCCCACUUUCUGCACUGUUUCCUGGUGGUCCGGAGGACUCAGGGUCCAGAGGAGACAGGUAGAGCUGCGUACCAGGUGUCCGUCACAGCCAGAGAGGAUGUUCCCCCCUUUGGUCCGGUACUUCCAGAUCCUCCCAUCUUCACAGAUUCUUCCCUGCUGAGAGAAUUCCUUCUGACCAAACUCAUCAAUGCAGAGAUUUCCUGCUAUAAGGCUCAACGAUUCAGCAGACUAGAGGUAGAGCUGCGCACUCGUUCGUUGCUUCUUGAGAGCCUGCAGGCUGAACUCUCCACCCGUUCCCAGUGCAUGAUGGGGGAUCCAUCACUGUCUGCUCUCCCAUCUUCUGAGGGUGCACGGGGGGCAUCUGAGGGGACUGGAGGAUUCAUUGAAAACUUUAAGAGAGCCAUUAGAGUGCGGAGUCACUCAUUCGAGACUCUUGGGGUACCCAGGAAGAUGGGCGGCAGUGCAUCACCGAAGCCGAAGACAGAUAAAGACGGAGAGGGUGACAGUUUGGGGUCGGCUGAACUCAAAGAUCAAGCAAGCCCUCAAGAAGAGACAUGAAAAAUAAAUAUCAAUUUGUAGAUUUUAAAUAGUAAUAUAUAUAUAUAUAAACAUUGCUAGCCGGUUACUACUUUAUUAUCUUGCACAAUGGCUUGAAUGUAAAUAGAGUGUAAAAGUAAAUAGUAUUUCUGAGAAUAUAAAUAUUUUACUUUUUGUCAUAGCAGUAAUAUACUACAUUAAUGAAAAGCUUAACAUUGUACAGUAUAUCAGUGAAAUGUUAAAGAUAUAAAACUACCAGAAAAAGACAAUUGUGACUUUUCAUUGUCAAUAAAACUGUUUUACUUAAAUGAAUGAGGGAAGUAAAGUGAAAUGUUGAAAUGUAUCAUCAGCGAUAUAUAUACAUUAUGAUAUCAUAACAAUUAUUAUUACUAAUGUGUAAAUAUUUUAAAUCUAGUAAGCUGUAAACAUAAAUGUAAUAAAUAGUCUAAAUACAUAGAUAAAUAAGAA
Molecule: messenger RNA, 2495 nt
Organism: Cyclopterus lumpus (lumpfish)
Lineage: Eukaryota; Metazoa; Chordata; Actinopteri; Perciformes; Cyclopteridae
Product: rap1 GTPase-activating protein 2
Exons: 18
Coding region: 411-2048 (545 amino acids)
Biological process (GO): regulation of small GTPase mediated signal transduction; activation of GTPase activity
Cellular component (GO): cytoplasm
Molecular function (GO): GTPase activator activity
Source: RefSeq, a predicted model, not a curated record